AUGGGGACCUGUGCUGCUGGGACUGACACUGACAUCUCCCUUGAGAGCAAUGUCAUGGCCAUCACGACCUUCUCCAGGCCUGCUUGGCUGCUGGCGCUGGGGGCCACAGCCUGCCUGGUCCUGAUGCUGGGGGCCACGACAGGCUUUGCUGCACUCAUCUGAAUCAUCCUUGCCCAUCAGAGAAUGCACAUGGUCACCAGCUACUUCAACAACCUUGCCCUGGCCAACCUCAGAGUGGCUGCCUUCUUCUGCCUCAGCUUCAUCUAUACCAGCCACAACACCUGGUACUUUGGCCGUGCCUUCCACUACUUCCAGAACCUCUUCCCUACUGUGGCUGUGUUCAGCAUCAUCUAUUCCAUGAUCUCCAGCACCGCCAGCAUGGGCAGCAGGGAAGCCGAGGGUGGGGGUGGAGUCAGACAAAGCUGGUGA
Molecule: messenger RNA, 429 nt
Organism: Manis javanica (Malayan pangolin)
Lineage: Eukaryota; Metazoa; Chordata; Mammalia; Pholidota; Manidae
Source: RefSeq, a predicted model, not a curated record